Panicum virgatum (switchgrass) is the source of this 1715-nucleotide messenger RNA. Its product is annotated as purine permease 3-like. Gene Ontology annotation, cellular component: membrane. Gene Ontology annotation, molecular function: purine nucleoside transmembrane transporter activity. The coding region runs from base 262 to 1344 and encodes 360 amino acids. NCBI's taxonomy places the organism in Eukaryota, Viridiplantae, Streptophyta, Magnoliopsida, Poales, Poaceae. The record is from RefSeq and is a predicted model, not a curated record. The transcript is spliced from 2 exons.
UCGUGAUUAGAAAAAUCACUCUCUUGUUCGUGGUUUGAGCAUACUAUAUAUAUUACUAGCAUGCGGCGCUUGCUCAGUGCUCACAGCUCACGUCUUGAAGGAGCGAAAUUACCCGCUGCCGGCGUCAUCGUUGCAUCCAAAGCGUCGAGCUAGAUUCCACGCCUAGGCAGACCGCAGACGCCAGCCUUCCCCCGUGUGCGUCACCGCGUCUUGUGCGGAUCGGCAGCCAGACGCGGGCGCCCGCAGCAGCUCGCCUCGGCCAUGGACGUGGAAGCGCGCAAGGACGCGGCGCCGCCGGCGCCGGCGCGCGGCAAGGCGAUGCACCGCCUCCUGGUGGCGCUCAACAUCGGGAUGCUCGCGCUGGGCGCCGUAGGCGGGCCGCUCCUCAGCCGCCUCUACUUCAGCAAGGGCGGCCACCGGCAGUGGCUCUCCGCGUGGCUGGAGACCGGCGGCUGGCCGCUGCUGCUGCUCCCCGUGGCGGCGUCCUACGCCUUGCGCCGCGCGCGCGACCGGGGCGCCCCGGCCCUGCUCGCCCCGCCGCGCAUACUGCUGGCCGCCGCGGGCCUCGGCGUGGCCACGGGCGCGGACGACUUCAUCUACGCCUACGGGCUCGCGUACCUGCCCGUGUCCACCUCCGCGAUCCUCAUCGCGACGCAGCUCGCGUUCACGGUGCUCUUCGCGUUCCUCGUGGUGCGCCAGCGGCUGAGCGCCGCGUCCGUGAACGCCGUGGCCCUCCUCACCGUGGGCGCCGUCGUGCUCGGCCUGCACGUCUCCGGCGACCGGCCCGCGGGGGUCACCAGGGGCCAGUACUGGCUGGGCUUCGCCCUCACGCUCGGCGCCGCCGCGCUCUACGGGCUGGUCCUGCCGCUGGUCGAGCUCGCGUACAGGCGCGCCGCCGGCGGCGGCCGCGCCGUGACGUACGCGCUGGUGAUUGAGAUGCAGCUGGUGAUGGGCUUCUUCGCCACGGCCUUCUGCACCGUGGGCAUGAUCGUGAACAAGGAUUUCCAGGCGAUCCCGAGGGAGGCGAAGCACUUCGAGCUGGGGGAGGCCCGGUACUACACGGUGCUGGCGUGGUCGGCGGUGCUGUGGCAGUUCUUCUUCCUGGGCGCCGUCGGGGUCAUCUUCUGCGUGCACACGCUGCUGGCGGGCAUCCUCAUCGCCGUGUUCAUCCCAGUCACGGAGGUGGCCGCCGUCAUCUUCCUGCACGAGAAGUUCAGCAGCGAGAAGGGGGUGGCGCUGGUGCUCUCGCUCUGGGGCCUCGCGUCCUACUCCUACGGUGAGUGGAGCGAGGCCAGGGCCAAGAAGAAGACGGCCGAGGCCGCCGCGGAGGCCCAGGGCCCGUGAGAGUCGCGUGCUUUGCGACUGUGGACGACGGUGAUGCGAGAGGCUCUGUUGAUCUCUUCCAGUUGUACUCCCUGUGUGUGUUGUGUGGUUUGUGGCCGUGUCGAUGGAUGGAGUCGCGUGAGUCGUCGCCACCUGCAACUGUGGGAUGGUCUGCAUUUCUCAGUCCAGUUGAGUUGGGUGAUGCAUGGGUAAAUGGUAGUACUUUGCUGCAUGGUGCAUGGAGGUGCCAUAGUAGUACCGUACCGUACACGAAAGUAUGAAACUGCUCUCGCGACGAUUAUAUUUGAAGUCGUAGCAAAGCGAUUACCGCACUUUGUAACCCGAUCCCGGGUAUUAUAUUGUCUGAAAAAAUAUAAUUUUUUUUUUGUCUC